This is a messenger RNA of Zingiber officinale, 1586 nucleotides long. RefSeq names its product probable glycosyltransferase 7. The coding region runs from base 303 to 1586 and encodes 427 amino acids. Gene Ontology annotation, molecular function: galactosyltransferase activity. Lineage: Eukaryota; Viridiplantae; Streptophyta; Magnoliopsida; Zingiberales; Zingiberaceae. Gene Ontology annotation, cellular component: membrane; endosome; trans-Golgi network. The transcript has 2 exons. The record is from RefSeq and is a predicted model, not a curated record.
CUCUCGGCUGCCUUCGUCGUCUCUAGCGCCAAAAUCGUCAUCUCGACGGCAAUUCGCCCAAUUCAGGAAAUGCAUUCCCAGUUUGGACGAGCAGUACUGACACAUAGGAAGCGAUGAGAGCAUCAUCCUUAUCCUCGACUGGGGGAAAUUGUGAUCAAUUUAAUUAUCAAAACAUAGUAAGUAAUGGAAUUUAGGCAAGCGUCGAUGAGCAACUAGAAAACACCUUCCUUAAUCGUGCCUUCACUGGUGUGCAUGCCACCACGAAUGCCAUAAAGCCUUUUCAGUAUAAUGCUCGAUCCGCCAUGGGUGGUUCUGCUACCGCUUCCCUUCCUAUGGCUCGCCGCCCCUCCAAGUCCUCCUCCUGCAUCUCUCGCGGCCUCAUCGUCUUCGCCGCUGCCGCCGUCCUCCUCGUUGUUUUCUACGGCAUCUGCUCCUCUUUCUCAGCCAACUUCUCCUCCAUCUAUGAACAACGUUCUCGAGUCUCCUUGGGCCGCCGCCGUCGCCUUCCGAACGCUACCUUCUACGACGACCCGUCUCUCUCCUACCUGAUCGGCCGCCCGGUCGACGACUGGGACGCGAAGAGGCGGGAGUGGCGCCGCCUCAACCCCCACGUCGCCGCCGGCCGCGAGCGGAUCUUUAUGGUGAGCGGGUCCCAGGCGGGCCCGUGCCGCAACCCGGUGGGGGACCACCUCUUGCUGCGCCUGUUCAAGAACAAGGCCGAUUACUGCCGCCGCCACGGCAUCGAACUGCUUUACAACACGGCGCUGCUCCACCCCAAAAUGAACUCCUACUGGGCCAAGAUACCGGUGAUCCGGGCGGCCAUGCUGGCCCACCCUGAGGCGGAGUGGGUGUGGUGGGUUGACUCCGACGCCGCCUUCACGGACAUGGACUUUGAGCUGCCCAUGAGUCGCUAUAGGUCCCAUAACAUGGUCGUCCACGGCUGGUCCCACCUGAUCUACGAGGAGCGGAGCUGGGUCAGCCUCAACGCCGGCGUCUUCCUCAUCCGCAACUGCCAGUGGUCGCUCGACUUCAUGGCAGAGUGGGCCUCCAUGGGCCCCACCUCCCCUGACCACUCUCGCUGGGGCAAGAUCCUCAAGGACGAGUUGAAGGACAAGCUGUACAGCGAGGCGGAUGACCAAUCGGUGCUCGUGUACAUCCUUCUGAAGCAGAAGGAGAGGUGGGGCGACAAGAUCUACCUGGAGAGCGAGUUCGACUUCGAGAGCUACUGGCUGGGGACGGUGGGGCGGCUGGAGGGGUUCGACCGGGCUUACACAGCGGUGGAGCAGCGGGAGGAAGAGCUGCGGCGGAGGCACGCGGAGGCCACGAGCAGGGCGUACGGGCGAAUGCGGGAGGAGCGCAUGGGGCCGGAGACGCCGCGACGUCCGCUGAUCACUCACUUCACCGGCUGCCAGCCCUGCAGCGGGGACCACAACGAGAUGUACACCGCGGAGAGCUGCUUGGAAGGGAUGCAGCGCGCGCUGCACUUCGCCGACAACCAGGUCCUCCGCGACUACGGCUUCCGCCACGCCGACCUCCUCAGCGCCGACGUCGUCCCGCUGCCAUUCGAUUACCCUGCCACGUACUAA